Molecule: messenger RNA, 5568 nt
Organism: Fopius arisanus
Lineage: Eukaryota; Metazoa; Arthropoda; Insecta; Hymenoptera; Braconidae
Gene: spri
Product: sprint
Exons: 12
Coding region: 774-4838 (1354 amino acids)
Biological process (GO): vesicle-mediated transport; signal transduction
Cellular component (GO): endocytic vesicle; cytosol
Molecular function (GO): small GTPase binding; guanyl-nucleotide exchange factor activity
Source: RefSeq, a predicted model, not a curated record
GCUUUCCACAGACAAAUGGUGUAUCAAACUCUCAAUUAGAAAAAGGUAACUCAUUAUCUUCAAUCACUUAUACAUGUUGUGCAAUGAGAAACAUUUCGUGCAUUACCCAGUAUUAUGUGGAUAGUCUGAAAGACAUCUGAAAGACAUAAUCUCAGGGAAAAUAAAAUCUUCGACGCAAUUUUCCUGGUGACCUUGUGAAAAAAAUUUGCAACAAAUCACCAAAUCGAUUUCAUUUCACCCUUCACCCUUUCACCCUUCAUUCGAUAUAAUGAAAUAAUUUUUACGAGACCAAAUGCGCCAGUGAAUUAAUUUACAACACUUUCUCUGACAUAAAUAAAAUGUUAAUUAAAUGUUAAUUAAGUGUUCCACUCGAUUCGAACUCCAUUUUCCAGGUUUUAUGGAAGCGAAAAAAAAAUCUCGCAUGAGUAAAAAUAAUUGCAUCACCACGCGGUAUUUUUUAUCUCGAAAUCCGAUUGAAUUUGUUGGUAUUAAAAAAUGCUGUUUAUUUUAUUCGUCGUCUAAUACAUAGGGCACGUGGACCGGAAGCCACUAAUGCUCUCAGCCACAAGCCGAGACUGUCAUUAAAACUCGAUUAUACUUGACCACAAAGCCACAUGUAUGAAAUUAAUGAAAAAACUUUUGCAAUCCACUCACAUCCCUCAAUAUUAAUCUCAUUUUUUUGUUUAAUUGCAGAGAUGCUGGUCGGCAUGAUUAACCAAUGAUCUGUCAUCGGUUCAAGAACGUGGGAUGACUAACAUGAGAGUCAUACGAUAAUGUCACAAGUUGGUAACAAGGAUUGUCUCUCACAAAAUCAGAAAAAGAGGGAAUCGAUUGGUAGCAAUGCCUCGAGCUACUUGAUUUUAUUAAAUUCCCUCGCGAGUGAUUUGGACUGUAUGCUAAGUGAGCUCUGCAGUAGCCCGACAGAUCGUUUCAAAAGAAACGAUGUUUUUUUGGAGCCUUACCUGCAGCAACGAAGAACUGUCGAGGAAACCGAUGGAUCACCUCGUACUCCACCCCCAAAUCCCCUCAUGCAGCAGCAAUUGAACCACAUGCACCAUGUAAAUCAGAGCUCGGAGUCCCUGUCGUCUGAAGGUGGCUCAUCAGUCCAGGGUACAUCAACAGCUGACUCAUCUUCCCGAUCAGAUUCAGGAAGUGAAGUUGCCUGUGACAUAACUCUCAUCGAGAGAAUAAUCAGAUCUCAUCCGAUAUGGUUUCUCCCUGGGAUUCAAAGAGCUGGUGCAUUUCACCUUCUUCAGGGAAAGGAGGAGGGAAAUUUCGUUGUCAGACAGUCCAGUCAGAGUGACACAAUGGCACUGUCCGUUCGUCUCCCUUCUGGUAAGGGUCCAUACAUCGAGCAUUACCUCAUUCAAGCCAAUAAAGGGAAGUUGAGCCUUGAAACCAGCGACAAUCGAUUUGAUAACAUUCCUUCGCUCAUUGCGCAUUACGCGCAAUGCUGUGACGAGUUACCUGUUCAACUGACUCUACCUCGAGCAAUGCGAGAUGCCAAGAAUAGACAGCAGCUGUCCUCUCUGGCGCUUUUGGGUCAGGAGUUCUGGAGAUAUCCCAUGGCAAAUCCCAAAUCACCGGAGAGUGCUGGCAGUACGACCAGCAGCAAUGGAUCGAGUCUGACGAGCUUUCAUACCGGAAAUGAUGGACACAGCAAUGGAAAAAAUAUUGUGCUGAACCUCGUGCCCAUAUCUGCUCAUGACUCAACGAGCAUCUCAUCACUGCGAACGUGCACACUGGGUUCUCUCCCUCGUCAGCCUCGUCCAACACCCCCAAACACCCUCAACUUGACCCACCUAAACGAGCCCCUAGAGACUAAAAAGUCCCAGCUGGAGGUAAUCCUCUCAACGGACAAGAAUUGCCACAAGCUAAUCUCACCAAACCUAGUGCAAAGUGUACGACGUCGUUCACCAGUUGUUCACAACGUGGAAAACAACGUACUCAUCCCAACAGAUUCAAAAUCAACGAUAGACUCCAGUAUCCAGGCGAAUUUGAACGAUCCAACUGGACCCAAAGAUCUCGACAUUAAGACAAUCGUUCUUGGCAAUCAGGAGGUCGUUAACAGUCAACCGACGAAAACACCACCACCCCCUCCACCGAGAUGGGCAAAGCCCAGUGUAAGUCAGAGCCAAAGUAAUGUCACUGUUACGACAACAACAGUCAUAACGCUGAAUGUCAAUCAGAAUAAUGGGACACAUUAUUCGGAUAAUGGGGAUAAGAGCAGUAAACCAAAUCACAUUGGCAGGAAUCACAAGUCACCGGUUAUAUCACCGACGUCAAAACUAGUCAGUAAUGAGAAAAAAACUCCCAAUUUGAUGUCACCAGCUACACCAUCGUCAACUAGUAAAUCACGACGCAGAAGGGAUCGUGAGGCUAGGAAAAAUUCACAGCAUUAUCAGGAGUCUGAUAUACUUGAGUCUUACUGUCGAAGCUCACCGGGGGACAAGGUCUCGGAUUAUGAGGACAUAUGGGGGACUAAUGAGAGGUCCGUUAACUCGAGCUGUUGGAGUCCUGAAUCGAGGGUUUUCAGCCCCUCUGAUAGCGGUGUUAGGGAAUCCUUGAGUGGGGAUCGACUCAUGCUGUUGAGGGGUGAUAGGGCGGAUAGGUCCAGGGAGAAACUCAGUUAUAUGGAGAUCACUAGUCCUGAGUUCAGUAGUUUUAAACCUAGUGUGGAGAAUAAGAGCCCCAGAGGUUCAACAUCUCCCGAUGAUUCAAUCGUUCCGCGCCGACCGGAUCUUCUCUCCCGUGUUUGCUCAGCAAAUUCCCUGAACAGCGCAAACAACAGUGCAUCAAAAACAAAAAUGAUGUCCACAAAAUCAGAGAGCAACAGUCCAAUGACACCUGAAUCAAAAUUGAGCAGUCCUUUUUACGCUGAGCCAGCUGAUGCAAUUCAACAAGGAGAAAAGGGCUUAGUAACACGAAGACGUCACAAGAGUUCGUGUUUAUCAAGUAAAUAUCGUCACAGCGAGCCCGGAUGGUUUCAAACUCCAACAGCAAACAGUAUCCAGAUGCACCCGACUGAUUGGUCCCAGUGCGAAGAGACAGAAGACAAGAUACCACUGAUCUCAUCGUCAGUCGAUAAUUUGGCGAAGAGAUUCGCUGCCAAGGAGAAAAAAGUACCCAACAGGGCAAAACCCGUUCAACCACCCAAGGUCAGAGCCAAAAUGUCCACUGAUGCUUCCUGGCCUGUUGACUCCAGUUGGGAAUUCAUUGGAAAUGAGGACGAAGAGGCCAAUGGAGAUGUCAAGGAGAUCAAUGGCGAGGAGAAAUUUAAUGAUAUUGUACAUAAAAAAUACAGGAGCAAGGAGGAAAAUGAUACUGAGGAUGUCGAUGAGUCCAGCACUGGAAAAACUGAGAAUGAUACCGAUUUCGAGUGUGGAUCUGAAACCUCUGCGGAUAUUGCUGUCAGGAAAUUUCCCAGGGAUGAAGCGUUCAGGGGACAGAGCAGUGUUAAUGUCCAGAGUAUCAUUUUUCAAAGAUACCCAGAGUUAUUCAAAUCCACGGACACGAUGAAAUCGAUUCACAGUGACAGAAAUUCCUCCUACGACAACGUUGAGAAACGUCGAGUAAAUGAGAAUGAAUUAUCGGACAGUUACUAUCCCCUUGACUCGGAGACAGUGGACACAGAUGAGAGCGAUCACGAGAGAAUAAAUCGUAAUGUCACCUUUAAAAAUCGUCUGGAUCCACUGCUGGCACCACCAAGACUACAAGCACUCAAGAAUCGGGACGCAGGUGGUAUCGGUACAAGCAUAAGAGCCUAUGCACUUUUGCUCGCCGCUGACAAGACAACAACAUUUUCCCAGAAUAUCGAUAAUUUCAUUCAAUGCACGAUGGAGGGUAAAGAAGCAAGUCCCAAUAUUGUCAUGAGGAAUAUCCGUCAAUUUAUGUCGGGUAUGAAGAAUUAUCUGGUGAAACAUGGUGAGAGAGAGUUCGAGAGGGAAGUUGAGAAGGAGAGGCUCAAACUAAAGCCUAACGAGUUUCUCAAUUUGGACGCCAUUCUCGAGGGUGUCAUGAUGAGACUCGUUGUAAGACCUCUUCGGGAACAUGUUUAUAAACUUUUCGUCGAUCAUUACGGAGCAACUGGAUCUCUCAAGACACUUGUUGAGAGCAUACAAUUUGCCCAGGGAAAGCAUAUUCAGGAAUUUGGUGUUAGAGGAACGAUAACUCCACCAUCUGACGCAAGCCUGAGUUUAAUCCUGAAAUACAUAGAGCACCUGCGGUACUCGGAUUCACCCCUGGAGAAAUUGGAGAAUCUAUUAUCGGCGAUAUCGGCAAUAUUUAAUUCCGUAAAAGAUGCUAAUUCGGAUAGACAUGUGACACUGGGUGCUGAUGAUCUAUUGCCACUUCUCGUGUGGGUCCUGGUGCGAGGUAAAGUGGUGGAUGCGGAAAUUGAAGCGGAAUUCAUGUGGGGUCUCCUCCAUCCGUCUCUUUUGACUGGGGAAGGCGGUUAUUAUCUGACUACAUUAUCCAGUGCUGUGCAUGUGCUAAAGACAUUCAAGAAUAGUCAAGCAACAAUGUCAACGAAUAACGGUCUAACCUUAAGUCCUGACUGUCGUUCUUCUGUACUUAGAGUUCUAAUACCCGAUGAGCUCCAUGGCUCUCUGAACACACGAACACUGCCUGUAAGACCAAAUAUGAAUACACGUGAUAUUUGCCGUAUUCUUGCGCAUAAAAUACGAUGCACUAAUCCCCAAGAUUAUGGUCUCUUCAAAUUAAUUCAGGGAGAAGAAACACUUCUUGGGGAUCACGAAUGCCCCCAGGAGAUGUCACACUGCCUAUUCGCCUUCAAGCGGAUCGAUGCCAAAAUUGCCUGGCCUAAAACAGCCGCAUGAAUCAUGAUUAAUUAUCGGAGGUGAGCAGACCAGAAUCGACGUCUUUGACUCUCUCGAAAUUAUUCAUGACUCUGGACCAAAAUCAUUCUUUCAAAAUCGUCUAGACACCGUCAAAAGUGACACAGAGAAAUCAUUCUAAAUCGACAAUUGUGAGUUUCUCAAAAUACGCAUCAUUCUGGACCAAAAAUUUGUGUCUAGUCUCGUUAUAAAACGAGGAGGUUUUUUUUUAAAAAAAAACUCUCUCACUCGCUGGUUUAACCCCUAUACAAUAAUAAUUAUGCUCAAAGAUGUUUUUAUGGAAAACAAUGAACGAAAUCUCAAUCAAAAUAUUUCCAACGGUCUGUUUUAGAUAGACUCCCUUUUAAAAAUGAAGAAACACAACUUUAAAGAUAAUUUUUAGUAGAAACUCAUUUGGAAAAUACCACUGGACAGAAUAAUCCAGUUUUUUUUAUAUAUAUCUUUGAAUUUUCAAAUUGAUUUGGUGACUCUUGUUAUUGUUCUUGUUAUGAAUUCGAUUAAUUGUAUUAUACGCUCUGUUCGAUGAAUUCACUUGCCCGGUCAUACCCAUUCCACUUUUCCAUUGAAUUCUCAUUAUUCUCAUAAUUUCACUCUCCAUCCGAAUUUACCCACCGCCCUUCAUACUUCAUUCGACUAAAUCAAAAAAAAAAACGAGAAUUACGAUUAUUUAAUCCCCUAAACUUAAGAGUGAACACUUAUUUAUUCCACAAAA